AAACAAUGAGUUGGAUAAGGUUGGAUUAUGCUACUGCGUGGUGGUACUGUCGACGAUGAUAAUGCCGUUGCGUUAGCGUUCGACCUGUGUGACGUCUAACCAAUGCGUGUGACAUAUUUCUUGAACUACCGGUAUCGUCUUUAGGCUAGUAGACGCCAGGCACUAUCCUGGGUAGGGAAGUAGAGCUAGCCGCUUCUGCUUGCCAGUUCUACGCGCAACCGCGUAACAUCUUAUCAUUUGUUAGUUUUCCAAGACGAGGAUCGGCAAUGGAUUACACUAAAGAAGUAGACGCGGAGGAUGGAGUGCACGCGCGCACCGCUUUCAGGGAUGCGGAAAAGAAAUACCAGCUCCACCGAGAGCGGAAAAUGAAGAUGAAGGGCGGCAAGCUUAGGCCCGGCAAGAUGAUAACACGCCCUACUGACAUGAGCGAUGUGCUGGACAUUCAAAGCACAUCUGAUGUUGCGAUGCGCGUGGGCCUCACCCGCCAUGACGUGCAAGGGUACGAAGGCCCGGUGUACACCUUCGCAGCGCAUCCAGGCUUAGUCUUCCUGCCCGGCGCUCUCUCCUCCACGCAGCAGCAGCAGCUCACCGCGGCCUCCCUGGUUGACUUCCCCAACCCGCCCGCCCGCACCAACCAUGAGCUGCAGUACGGACCUCUACCCGGGCUAUGGCGCGCGGCGCAGGCGGGGCUGAAGCUCAACUGGGACCGCAGAGACGACC
Astrephomene gubernaculifera is the source of this 720-nucleotide messenger RNA. NCBI's taxonomy places the organism in Eukaryota, Viridiplantae, Chlorophyta, Chlorophyceae, Chlamydomonadales, Astrephomenaceae. The record is from the annotation of a GenBank genome assembly.